This is a messenger RNA of Armigeres subalbatus, 1872 nucleotides long. RefSeq lists its product as uncharacterized. Lineage: Eukaryota; Metazoa; Arthropoda; Insecta; Diptera; Culicidae. Gene Ontology annotation, molecular function: DNA helicase activity. The record is from RefSeq and is a predicted model, not a curated record. Gene Ontology annotation, biological process: DNA repair; telomere maintenance. The transcript has a single exon. Bases 1 to 1872 code for a protein of 623 amino acids.
AUGAAGAACAACGAGGCCGCCAUUCUGGCAAACCACGAGAAGUAUGACUGCGAAAUGAACUUGGACCAGGUUGUGGAGGAAUACAUCCGCAUAUGCAGCGAAGACAAAGAGCAGCAGGUGAUUGCCGACCAGAAGCGCGACGAGUUCGUCCGCACGAUCGUCAUGGAGCCGAAUGAUGACGAUAUUCACAACUUGCCAAAAGGACCCUUGGCAGCUGUCGUCAAACAGCAAUCCAAUGUCUUGUCAAAGCAAGAAUAUUGUGAAAUGGUGCGUGCUACGAAUGCAGAGCAGCGGGAUUUGAUCGUGCAAAUAAUUCACAGCUUGCAUUCCUCUGAAGAAAUCCUCAAACCAGUGCAAAUAUUCUUCACUGGCCCGGCAGGCUGUGGCAAAACGUUCACUUUGCGCAAUCUAAUGGAGACAAUGAACCGGUACAGCCAAGCUCAUAAUAAGCAGCACCACGCUUAUGUAGCAUGCAUAUCCACUGGAAAAGCAGCGGUUGCAAUAGGUGGAACAACAGUGCAUUCCGCAUUCCGGAUUUGCAUGUCGCGUAGGCAAAGCUCAAAGCUGAGUUUCGAGGCAUUACAACUGUACCGGAACGCCUUCGCCAACGUGAAGCUCAUCAUUAUCGACGAAACAAGCAUGCUGGGUGCUGAUGUCCUCAACACAGUACAUGUCCGGCUUCAAGAAAUCACGGGGAACUACGACGAUCCAUUCGGUGGAAUGCCGAUCGUAUUUUGCGGCGAUCUUCGUCAAUUGCCACCGGUCAAUGCGCGGGCGGUGUUUAAACCGAGCAUAAACUCCAUGCAUGGCGCCGUUUUAUGGCAAUCUCUCGACUUCUACCCAUUGGUUCAAGUUAUGCGACAAACCAACGAGCAGUUCUCCGGCAUUCUCACAAAAAUUGGCAACGGUGAGCGGAUGUCGUCUGAGGAAAUCGAGCUUAUUGAAAGCAGGUUCCGUACGGAGGAGUGGUGUCGGCAGCAUGUCCCUCGAGGGAUCCGGUUAUUCCAUCGGAACGCUGAUGUCGAACGGUAUAACUCUGUGGCGUUGAUGGAUCGAGAGGCUGUCAGAUGUACUGCAGAUGACCUAUACUCUGGUUAUAAGGACAAUUCCCAGCUGGCCAGUGCUCGCACAAAGGUGCAUAAGAUGAGUGUAGUAGAGACUGGUGGCUUACCGUAUCUGUUGCGUCUUGUUCUUGGUACACCUUAUAUGCUGACCACCAACGUGGAUGUCGAAGAUGGCAUCGUGAACGGAGCGAUCGGAGAGCUCAUGCAUGUUGAGUACAACGAAGGAAACUCGCAGCAACAGGCAAUCACGAGGCUUUGGAUGGCAUUCGAAAAUGAGUCCAUUGGGAAGAUGUUGAGAGUGAAGGCCAGACCGCUGGUGUAUUCGAGACCUGGGGUGCUACAAACAGGCUGGACUCCAAUCGUUAAACGAUCGGCGAACGUAACCCUUAACGGUGGUGUUAAGUGCAAAAGAGUUCAGUUUCCCGUUGUAAGUGCGUGUGCCCUCACAGUCCAUAAGUCCCAGGGAGGCACAUUCUCGGAAGUCGUAUAUAAUUACGAUAAGGGUCAGGAACAGCAGCUAGUUUACGUUGGUCUUUCCAGAGUUACAUCAAUCGACGGAUUGUAUCUGACGAAUGCCAGUAACUCAUUCCGGUUCCACCACGGAAAGGGUUCUAUGACCCCUAGAAUGAACGACCUUCGGACGGAACUUGAACGUUUGAGUAACCAUCGUAUGCGCACCAUUACAGACGAUAUCAUGGAAGCUAUAACCGCAAACAAGUUGGCUUGUACGUUGAUGAGCAUCAAUGUACAAAGUUUGAAUGCACACUCGUCGGACAUUGCAACAGAUCAGGGUGCUUACCGCCGUUGA